Loa loa (African eye worm) is the source of this 264-nucleotide messenger RNA. RefSeq lists its product as hypothetical. The annotation marks the transcript as partial. Lineage: Eukaryota; Metazoa; Nematoda; Chromadorea; Rhabditida; Onchocercidae. The transcript has 2 exons. The record is from RefSeq and is a predicted model, not a curated record.
AAGGAAUUGUCCUUCCUUAACAGUCAUCAGCUAAUAGGCUUCCAUUUUACUGUGGUCAGUGGCACUGAAUCGGAGGAUAGCGAAGAGAUAUUCAGUAAUACAUUCCUGGACAUUCCGCUGAGUACGUUACGUUUACUUGAUGAAUCAUCAGUAAUUGGAGUUCGCCAUCAGUCUUAUGCCCAUGACGGUCCUGUACAUGCAAUUGUUGGUUUUCGAAAAUUUGGUGGAGAAGUUCUACCCGGGGAAAAUGUUUCAGAGAUAUAA